AUGCAAGACUCAACUCCCUGUAUCAACCCAAGUUUGCGACGUCCAUGGCAGAUUCUCUCGGACGGCGAAAAACGCUCAUAUCUCGAUGCCCAGCUUUGUGUGAUGAGAACGCCGCAGACCCUCGGUCUUCCUGGCGCGAGAACACGUUUCGAGGAGCUGGCUGCCACCCACCAGAUUGGCGCCCGUGCCAGCCAUGCCACGGGGACAUUUUCCCCUACCAUCGAUACCUACUGCAUGCCCAUGAAACCCCCUGAAGAGGAGCCCAUAAUGGGCGAUUACUGGGAUGAGACCAGGGAAGCUGGAAAUUUCAUCAAGUCUACCAUAUUCGAAUCGGGCCUCGGAUUCGGUGGCUUUGGAAGCGACCUCAAAGGGUGCAUCGAAGACGGACCUUUCGCAAACUUGACAAACGCUUUGGCAUCGCCCGGCGACCCGGUAUUCUACGUCCACCACGCUUGGGUCGAUAAGAUUUGGUGGGAUUGGCAGGAGGCUGAUCUUGAUAAUAGAAUGUAUGCUAUUGGCGGGCCCAGCUUCCAGUCACCUGAUAUCGGGUUUCCUGAGGUUCCUGGUAUUAUUCCCGACAUCAACAUUAGUAAGGUCAUGGACACUAGAGCGGCCCUAGGAACUCUUGCCUUCGUUGAGCUCAGCGAGGAUGGCGACAAUAAUUCCGAUAAAACCUGGGAGGCACGGCUCCUCGAAACAUCUCGCACUGAGUUAGAGGCGUCGAAAACCACCAAGGGAAGAGAGCAAACAAACUCUCUAACGCGAAUACUAUACCGAGUCCUUUACUUUAUCGACAUUCAUAUUUGGGAGCCCCUAUGCACUGGCGCGCGAUUUCUACACCUCACGGUCAUAUUCGUCCCCGUCCUGCUCGCUGUUCCUGUGAUGUGGGUUGGGAGGAAGCAAUCGGAUCGCGACAAUGAACGGGUUGGGGCUCUGUGGUGGUAUGCAUUUUUGGUACAGGCUAUGGAAUGGGCGGGCCCUGCCUUCAUUAAAUUAGGGCAAUGGGCGGCCUCCCGAACCGAUAUCUUCCCUACGCAGAUGUGUGAUGUCAUGUCGAAGCUCCACUCCCACGCGCCGGCGCACUCCAUGCACGAAACUCGAAAAAUUAUCGAAGCGGCAUUUGGCGGGCAAAAGUUUGAAGAUAUAUUUUCCGAGUUCGACGAAAGGCCCCUCGGCGUCGGCGCCAUUGCGCAGGUAUACAAGGCGAAGCUGAGGCCCGACCUCGCCAUACCGAGUGAUGCGGACCUCGAACGAGAGCCGUGGAAUCUUAGGCAGGACGUUGUGCGCAACGUCCAACACAUACUCAAGCAGACUCCGCAGAGGGUGCCGUCUCACUCUGUCGCUGUCAAGGUGCUGCAUCCAAGGGUUGAAAAGAUAGUGCGCCGGGACCUGCGCAUCAUGGGGUUUUUCGCACGUGUUCUCGACAUCAUCCCGUCGAUCGAAUGGCUAUCCUUGCCCGACGAAGUUGGCCAGUUUGGGGAUAUGAUGAAGCUCCAGUUGGACUUACGGAUAGAGGCGGCGAACCUGGCCCGGUUUCGAAAGCACUUCAAAGACCGCACGACCGCAUGGUUUCCUUAUCCGUAUCCCGAAUUGACGACCCGUAAUGUGCUUGUGGAAGAGUUUGCCAAUGGCAUACCCCUCUCCGCCUUCCUCGACUACGGCGGUGGCGUUUUUAGUACCGAUAUAGCCGACGAAGGCCUCGACGCGUUUCUCCGAAUGCUCCUUCUCGACAAUUUUGUCCAUGCAGACCUACACCCUGGAAACAUCAUGCCACCAAAUGACGCCACGGAGCUUGUUAGAUCGCGCCUAGAGCCACAUUUGCGGAAUAAGGACCCGGAAUCGUGGAGGGCCGAACUUCAGCGGCUAGAGCGCGAGGGCUACAGACCACAGCUCAUCUUCAUCGAUGCCGGCCUCGUGACAGAGCUUAAUAAUACGAACAGGCAAAAUUUCCUUGAUCUCUUUCGGGCCGUGGCCGAGUUUGAUGGGUACAAGGCGGGAAAUCUCAUGUGCGAGCGAUGCAGGCAGCCCGACGCCGUAAUCGACAAGGAGGUGUUUGCGCUCAAGAUGCAGCACCUUGUGUUAGACGUCAAGGGACGGACGUUAGCGCUGGGAAAUAUUAAGCUAGGAGACAUUCUCCACCACAGCGAGGUCAUCACGCUGAAUCCCCUCGUCCUUGGACACAAGCCGAUCCCAGCACCGCGCAAUGCCGCUGCAGAUGAAUUUUACUCGACAUGGUAUGAGAUCACCGAGCGCAUCCAGUAUAUUCCAGGCACGGGGAAGAUGGGAUCGGGCAAGAUUAGCUUCAACGGCUGCUUCCACGAUAUGCCCUGGGGUUUACAGACACAUAUCUACGCUCCAAUGAGCAUUGAGCUGCGGAACAAGUAUCGCAUCGCUGGAAACCAGCCUGGAGUGGAGCCUCCAGAGCCUCUCGAGAUCGGCAUGUCGGAGCUCGGCGUACCCUCUGAUGGCCUCUACCUCCGCGAAGAUAUCGAGAUCAGGUGCAACAUUGCUGUCGUCAGCUUCGUCAAGGCUCAACUCAAGGCCGCCUCCAAAAGAUGUCCCCCUCCCUGGGUUCGCGCCAUCAUCCGCCUCUCACUCCCCCAGCUCUACCAUCAAAGGACGGGGUCAACCGCCCACUCAGUCACGCAGCAGGCGGCACCAGUGGAGAUGCCCGGGGACUAUUACCAUCCGCAGAUGUCCCCAGGGUUUUCGCACCACCCGAACAGAGAUUCGCAGCAAUCUAGAAUAUCCCGUGCAUCGACACAAGGCGUCAACCCCUUGUGGGGCCACCGGCACGAACCCUCCUAUGACGGCUCUUUUCAACCUCCCCAAGCCGGCUUUACGUCGUCUGGGUUAGACCAUCAAGGCGUCACAGCGGAGCUCUCGUCUCAUAAGGAGGCCGACGAAGGCCAGCCAAGCAAAGGCCAAUACGAAUACAACUACAACCCUCAGGAUUACCGGAACGUAAGGACUUGA
Molecule: messenger RNA, 2976 nt
Organism: Parascedosporium putredinis
Lineage: Eukaryota; Fungi; Ascomycota; Sordariomycetes; Microascales; Microascaceae
Source: the annotation of a GenBank genome assembly